CUUGUGAUCCAGAGCUGUCCCAUGAAUGAGUGCCUUUUAUGUGCAGUGAGCAGACUGCAUCUCAGCUGGUAGACCUGCCUGAACCACCUCACUACACAUAUUGGGUGGAUUUCAGGGAUUACGGCGCCAUGUAUCUGAAUACCCUGGUAAUCUGGCUAGUUGGCACCGAGGAGUGAGGUGUUCGGAGGCUGUAGCUCGGCUUCUUAGCCAUGGAGACAGAGGGGCUGCCUGCUGCACCAGGCCAGUAUAGCCAGCCCGGUCAGCCAGGCCCAGUGCUGGGGCUUCGAAGUCUCUCCUUUGCCUACCAGGGCUUGCUAGAGAUCCCCUACGAAGUCAUACUAGCCCAGCAACACACCCUGGAAGUGUUGGACCUCAGCUACAACCUGCUGGAGGACCCAGCUCUCCUGGGUGAACUGGAGCAGCUCAGCACUCUGAUCCUGGACUGCAACAUCUAUUCGUCCCACGUCAAGUUCCCCUACAUGCCAAGCGUCACCACCGUGUGGAUCAACAAGAACAAGAUCAGUAAUCUGCCCAUCUUCGUGGAGGAGAUCCGCCGCAAGUUUCCCAACAUCAAGAUCCUCAGCAUGAUGAACAACGAGGCAGCACCCAGCUACUUCAAUGGAGGGAGUCUGCCCCAGUACAUAGACUACAGGCAGUAUGUGAUCAGUCAGAUCCCAAGCCUGACGAUCCUGGAUGACACUGAGGUUCUGGGGAAAGAGAGAGCGCAGGCUAAGAAGACCUAUAGAAUGCAGAGGACCAGGGAAGGCAGCAAAAGGAGGAAGGAGCUCCAUCGUUGAACCCUCCUUAAUACUGCUACCUAUAUAACUGAUCUGAAGACGUAUCAAGAUGAGCAAAUCAUUCAUUCUCGCGAUAGAUGAUUAGUUCAAGCAAGCUAGCACCAGUUGUAAAUAUAUUGUCAGCAUGUUAUUUGUUCAAAUGAAAAUGGGAUACUUUUUGUUAUGAUUUUCUAUGGACAUGGGGAAUUUCCCUUAUCAUGAAAGAAAUGAAGGGAAGAUAUUCCAUUUAAAUGGUGAAUGAAGAUGUUUUGCAAAAGUAAAUCAUUCCAUGUCACACUCAAA
Molecule: messenger RNA, 1079 nt
Organism: Oncorhynchus nerka (sockeye salmon)
Lineage: Eukaryota; Metazoa; Chordata; Actinopteri; Salmoniformes; Salmonidae
Exons: 5
Coding region: 210-797 (195 amino acids)
Molecular function (GO): protein binding
Source: RefSeq, a predicted model, not a curated record